AUUUCCUCCCAGCUAACACCCAUAAAGGAGGAAGAACUAGGGAGGAAGAGUGAGGAUGAGAGAGCCAGAUCCACAUCAGCCCCAGCCAGCAGUGUCCACCCCCCUGCAACCAAAAGGUCAAAAUGUCUUAUGUAGUCGUCUUUCAGCCUCAGUCAACCCAUGGAUAUACAGCCGGCAGCCAGUGGAGUUCUAAUGUCUGUGACUGCUGCGAUGAUAUUGGCAUCUGUCUUUGCGGAACAUGUUUCCCCUGUUGCUUGGCUUGUAAAGUAGCCUCAGAUUUUGGCGAGUGCUGCUGUCUACCUUGCCUUUCAGGCACUGUUCUAGCCAUGCGUACCGGCAUCCGAGAACGAUACCGCAUUCCGGGCACUAUCUGCAAUGACUGCGUAAGCCUCACAUUCUGUGGCCAAUGCGCUCUCUGCCAGAUGGCGCGUGAGCUGAAAGCCAGGAGAUAAAGAAAGCAACAUGUCUACUUGAGGUGCAGACACAGAGAAUAUAACUGAGCGCCAUGUGGACAAGACUGAAGAAUGUAAGAAUGAAAAGAAAUAAAGGAUAGUGCAAGAUUAACUCUGCCAAGCAGAGACAAACUGAAAAAAGCAUGCUAUUAGGGACUUUCAUUACAUAUAAUGCAUGGAGAUACCUAGCAAACAUUUCAUCUAUUACUAGGCACUGUAUGCGAUGACUGGGUAUGCUUUGCGUUCUGCGGCCAAUGCACUCUCUGUCAGUUGGGAUUUCGCGAGAUAAAGACCAGGAAAUGAAGUAAUCAAAAUAUGUGCUUGGUGUGUGCACAGAGAAAAUAUCUAAUCAUUGUUUGGUUAAAACUGAAAAUGAAAGAUGUAAAUGGAACAAUUAAAAAAAUAUAUACUCACGAAGAUAAACGCAUGGACUAGAACACUAUACCCCAUUAUUAUAUAGAGUUAGCUAUGUUAGUUCACGUAUACAGCAAGACGAGCAAUGCAAUGAA
Messenger RNA from Pelobates fuscus (common spadefoot toad), 961 nucleotides. RefSeq names its product cornifelin homolog. The record is from RefSeq and is a predicted model, not a curated record. The transcript has 5 exons. Bases 123 to 452 code for a protein of 109 amino acids. NCBI's taxonomy places the organism in Eukaryota, Metazoa, Chordata, Amphibia, Anura, Pelobatidae.